This is a messenger RNA of Anoplophora glabripennis (Asian longhorned beetle), 1728 nucleotides long. It is a transcript of the gene Hyccin, whose product is annotated as hyccin. The transcript has 7 exons. The record is from RefSeq and is a predicted model, not a curated record. Gene Ontology annotation, cellular component: plasma membrane. Lineage: Eukaryota; Metazoa; Arthropoda; Insecta; Coleoptera; Cerambycidae. Gene Ontology annotation, biological process: protein localization to plasma membrane; phosphatidylinositol phosphate biosynthetic process. The coding region runs from base 30 to 1343 and encodes 437 amino acids.
ACUUGUUAUUUAGCACUGUGUUUUGAAAAAUGAUUAAGACGUUCUAUUUGAAAUAUUUCGGGACUCUAAAGAGGGAGACAAUAAUGGCCGAUGCCCUGGUCUUGGACUGGUUGGAUGAAUUUGAAUCACUUACUGAGAGUGAAAUCCACACCUAUUCUACGGAGCAGGAACAUAACCAUGAGGUGAUGAUAGCACUGUAUAAUGUUCUAGCAGAACCUCAAAAAUACAAGUCUGACAAUUUAAUCGAUGGAAUAUGCCAACAACUUUUAAACUUUUAUCGAUCAGGCGAAGAAAGUUUAAGGAGAUUUGCUAUGCAGUUUAUACCUACUCUUGUAUUUUUACACUUGUCUGAUAAAUCUUAUUCUGCUGUACAAACUUUACUAGUUAGUUUAUACAAUUUGGAGGUGAUCGAUUCGAAAGGUCAGCCUCGUACACUAUCUUUCAGAGUACCCAGUCUAGCACAGUCGUCAAUUUUCCACGAUUCGACCAACCUAGAACCUGCAUUUAUAGCGGAGAACUCCCUGAGAAGGUGGGAAGAAUGCAACACCAAGCUGGUGAGUUGGGGCCCCUUACCCCAAGUAGAAUGUUUGAACGCUCAAAACAGGCAGCGCGUCGUCACGGCACUUGUCUUUCUUUACAACCAACAGUUGUCUAAUGUCAUUACCCAGGGCAUCGAACAAACUUGUAAAGGAGUUUGCAGAUUAGUGACGCAGGGGUUCAACAGUGGUUCGGAAAGUGCUAGAAGUUCAAUAACGAGCGACAGUAGUUUUCACCAGAGUAAUUUACCGAGGAUACCCGUAUCGAGUCCAUUACUAAUAGAGUUGCUCCAUAUAGUUUACCACGCUGCUGAAAGAUGUGCUAGUGCGGCCAUACAAGCAUUGCAUGAUGUCAUUCAGAGAGCAAAGUAUGAAUCAUAUGCAGAAGUUAUUCUAGCCGCCAGUGCUAUAAAGAACCUACUCCAACACUCGCCCACCGUCUCGGCCACCCCGAGACCGUCGCACAGCCACAGCGUGUCCAAAUCAAUGAUAACCAACGCCUCCUUCAGAACCAAGAAGCUACCCGAUGACAUUCCGAUCCAAGAUGUCAAUCAGCAGCCUCAGCAGGCAGACGUACCGUUGGACUCGAUCAGCGAGGAGCAGGAGGACCCGGACAAGGGCAAGUCCCGGGGUCCGGGCGGCGCCCGGAAACACCUGCCCAAACUUCCAGGUCUCAGCAAAAAGCAUAAGGUUAAAAACAACCCGCAAGGGGAACAACAGCAGAUUGAGUUGGCGGGCAGUGGAGAUCAAAGCGGGGAGGUCAUACUUAACGACGCUAAUCAUGCGGUGCAUGUCAGUGCGGUAUAGGUUGGGAUCGGUGUAGGGUCGGUACGACUGGUAUAGGGUGAUAACUUAUUUUUAGUCACGGCAAGGGGUAAUGCUUUAGAUACAGGAUGUUAAUGAAGUACGUUGAUAAAUUUUAAAGAGCAAUUCGUAAGUGAUUUUAAGUCGGAAAAAACAUUGAUACGGGUUGGCAAAUCAUUAGUUUUCGAUUUAUAAGAAGUUGGAUUUAAAACAAAACCUUUUCAAAGAUAUCUCUGAAGAUGUUUGAUGUGGAGUAAUGAAACUGAGGCUAAUGAUUUAUCUAAUUGAAGAUAAAAAUUCACUGAACUGGGAUAGCAGAGUUACGGGAGACAGUUUUACUAAAACUAAAAAUUCAUCGCCGUUGGGUAUUUUGUAAUUUCUUGUAUUU